AGACAGCAUCUGUCAAAGCCCACAUUUAAACUGCUGCCUGCCUGUGCAGCAGCUGAAGAACUACGGGAUGGAUUUUAUAGAUCAGAAUCCUCGGCUGAAACAGCUCAAAACCAUUUCUAUUACUGCCUAGCAACAAUGAAGGAAGGAACAGAGGGAAAUCCUAUUACAGAAGGCAACGGAACCACUACGCGCUAGCACUCCCUGCUCACAUUACCAUCAGAAAUAUGGAUACUGAGGAGGAGAGAACACAGCACUGCAUUGUCCAGCCAGGGAAACAUCAGAUGUGAAAGCUCCAGUACCUCGGUGGUGAAAGCCAGGCAACCCCGAUCAGAAAACACCCGAGAACUGCUGUCCUUUUGUUUGAGGGAUGAACAAAAAGCCCUAAGACAAGGACAACACUUAUGAGCAAGGAAGGUAACACAGCAACCAGCAAACAGAUGGACAGCCUGGAAACCGUGGAAAGCAAUUGCAGGAAGCAGAGUGCUGGGGGAUGUGCGCAUGUUCGAUAGCAUCUUUUUUGCUGAAGUGAUGGCGUGCCAAAACUCUUUUCUGUCGGUCUAAUCUUCGCACCAUAAAUGGCCUGACCAGGGAAGAGUGAGCCAUUUGCAGACAAUUACUCAACACAAACAAAAGAAGAUGAAUACCAAAGAAUAGCAGUGGAUUAAAAAAAAACGAUUGGAAAAACACUCUGCUUGCCCACUGUCUCAUAUGCCAUCACUGGAUUCUUACAACAUGCUUCAGUGGAGAAGAAGACACUGCUGCUUUGCAAAGAUGACCUGGAAUACCAAAAGGUCUCUGUUUCGCACCCAUCUCAUUGGCCUGGUCUCUCUUGUGUUUCUUUUUGCUACCUUUCUGUUCUUUAAUCAUCACGACUGGCUGCCAGGCAAGGCUGGAUUCAAAGAAAAUCCCAUGGCUUACACUAUCCGAGAAUUUAGAUCUACAAAAAGCGAGACAAACCACAGCUCUGUAAGGAACGUGUGGAGAGACUCCGUCCCUCAGACACUCAGACCCCCAACAGUCACCAACUCCAACAACACAGAGCUGUCACCACAGGGAGUAACCGGUUUGGAAAACACCCUCAGUGCCAAUGGAAGUAUUUACAACGAGAAAGGUACUGGGCAUCCAGCUUUGUAUCACUUCAAAUACAUCAUCAACGAGCCUGAGAAGUGCCAGGAGAAGACUCCUUUCCUAAUACUGCUCAUAGCUGCAGAGCCAGGCCAGGUAGAAGCCCGACAGGCAAUCCGACAGACCUGGGGCAACGAAAGCCUGACACCUGGCAUCCAAAUUGUUCGUAUUUUUUUGCUGGGGUUGAGCAUCAAAAUAAAUGGAUACCUCCAGCGUACCAUCCUAGAGGAAAGCAGACAGUACCACGACAUCAUUCAACAAGAAUACUUAGACACAUACUACAAUUUAACCAUUAAAACUCUGAUGGGAAUGAACUGGGUUGCAUCUUACUGUCCACAUGUUCCCUACGUUAUGAAAACUGACAGUGAUAUGUUUGUCAAUACUGAAUAUUUAAUACACAAGCUCUUGAAACCAGAACUUCCUCCAAGGCACAAGUAUUUUACAGGUUAUUUAAUGAGAGGUUACGCACCUAACAGGAACAAGGAUAGUAAGUGGUAUAUGCCACCUGAUUUGUAUCCAAGUGAACGUUACCCUGUGUUUUGCUCUGGAACUGGUUAUGUCUUUUCUGGAGAUUUAGCAGAAAAAAUCUUUAAGGUCUCCUUAAGUAUCAGACGUUUACACUUGGAGGAUGUGUAUGUGGGGAUCUGUCUUGCCAAGCUACGGAUUGACCCCAUGCCUCCACCCAACGAGUUUGUCUUCAAUCACUGGCGAGUUUCUUAUUCCAGCUGUAAAUAUAGCCACCUAAUUACCUCCCAUCAGUUCCAACCUAGUGAACUGAUCAAAUACUGGAACCACUUACAACAAAAUAAGCACAAUGCCUGUGCCAAUGCAGCAAAGGAAAAAGCAGGCAGGUAUCGGCAUCGGAAACUGCACUAGAAGGGCAGCACUCCCUCUGUCAGCCCUGCUCCACCUGCAACUUGUAAAUACUGCUGAAAGCAUGUACAGUGACAAUGGAUGAGCUUCAUGGGACAGCCUUCAGUUGAUCCCCAUCACACAGUCAAGUUUGAAAAUUAUUUUUUUAAGUUUAAAAAAGAAAAAAAAAUAUAUAGAGUUCCUGGUAACACUAAUCUUAUAAAACUAUAACCAAAAGGGUUGCCCAGCAAAUUUGAGGAAAAAAGACAAUAGUAUGUAAGGAUUCUUGUGUCGAUGUGCAAUAAUAAGCAUGCACACUUUGGUGGUACAGUUGCUGAUUUAUGUGCCAAUAAAAUAUAAUAGCAUAUUUUCCAAACUAAAAUUGUAUUUUAAAAAUGCAUUCAUAGCUCCUACUUCUCUUCAAGGUAAUGAUUUCUUUUUUACCUAGAAUUGCUAUAAAGUCAAAACUGAAAAACUAUGGAAAAGCACAAGGGGCAGAUCAGCUUUACCUUUAAAUAUCACAUUAAAACUUCUUUCAUGUACAAUACAUGUAGCAAUUUAUGAUUUACUAAGACACUACAAGUGAAUGAUAAGACAGUAAGAAAAUACUUCCUUAAACUAGGUCCAGUUUUGAGACCUACUUACUGGCUGCUUAUUGUGGUUAGGAAAGAGGGAUUUAUAAAAAGUUCAGAAAAUAGCAGCUUUGUGCAUCACCAACAGAAAUGAAAAUGGUGUUCUAGACUAGAUUCUCCUCAAAGAGCUGACCACAAGUUACUUGAUUCUCUAGAAGACAGAGUGAGCUCCAAAAAUCUGGUGUGGAGCAACUUUCAUCUUGGCAUCUUCACACACAUUCAUUGACUCUCUUACUAAUUCCUCUACAUUACUUCAAGGCAGCUUAAAGGCUGUUCAGAACCACAAAAUGUGACUAAGUCGUUCAGAGCAGUGUCGAAAAUGUUCAAUUUGGGGGAAAGAGGGAGAAAAAACAAGCUUAUCUUUGUUGAUUUUGCUCUUUCCUGUCUAUUGUAAACAAAAUAAAAAAUAAAAUAAAACAUUGGUUGGUUGGGUCAGUGAGAGAAAACUAAGCCACACACCCUACUUUAUAGGUGGGAAAGACUGCAUCAUAGUAAGACUGGAGAAGUUCCAGAGAGCAGUAUGGGCAAGAACAAAAUCUGAGCAAUUUUAAAAAUUAAAGGCAAAUAUGUACCACUGAAAAUAAACUGUGAGAAGUAGGCUAAAUCUUUUUACAGGUUUUCAGUUUUCUAACUAACAGAACACUUAAGGUUUAUUUUCCAAGUUCACGUAGACUUGUUGCAGAUGCAGGUUAUUACUGUUUAUCACAGUGCCAGGGUAAGCAAUACCCACCUCUGAUUUAGCAGCAAAAGAGGGAACUGCAAUUAAUUUUCUGUUUGACUGAGACUUUUUAAUUUGAUAAAAUACAAAUAUUUGAUGUACUUUUAUUAUUUAAUAAAAUUGAUUAUAUUUAUGGU
Messenger RNA from Calypte anna (Anna's hummingbird), 3464 nucleotides. It is a transcript of the gene B3GALT2, whose product is annotated as beta-1,3-galactosyltransferase 2. The coding region runs from base 709 to 2001 and encodes 430 amino acids. The transcript is spliced from 2 exons. NCBI's taxonomy places the organism in Eukaryota, Metazoa, Chordata, Aves, Apodiformes, Trochilidae. Gene Ontology annotation, cellular component: membrane. The record is from RefSeq and is a predicted model, not a curated record. Gene Ontology annotation, molecular function: N-acetyl-beta-D-glucosaminide beta-(1,3)-galactosyltransferase activity.